AAGAGUCCUCCGGACAGCGUGUCGUUUAGCGAACGGUCACUUCCCCCUUUUUCUUCUUCACUGUGCUCUUCUGCAUCUCACGAACUGAACACUGUCGCUCAUCGCCAUCACGACCACCGUCAUCACUUCAUCGGCGAACGAGAGCAGCAACCCAAUGGAGCACCCCGUAUCCCCAGCGACCCCGACUUCCCUCGAUCGGCACAGCGAAGCUCUGUCCCAGAGGAUGAGGAACGACUUCUGCUUCGCCUGCAAGAAACAGGGCCACUGGAUGAAGGACUGCCCCGUCAAGUCCCCCGGCGGAUCGCAGCCGUCCCCCGCCGCCGCCGCCGUCGCCGCCACCGUCGCCCCUCCUUGUCUUGAUCGGCAAAACGGAGCUCCGUCUCAGGGGACGAGGGGCGGCGCCUGCUUCGCCUGUAAGAAGCAGGGCCACUGGAUGAAAGACUGCCCCGGCAAGUCUCCCGCGAAGUCGCAGCCGCCCGCCGCCGACGUGCCGGUGCUCGAGUGCCGGUGCGGUGCCGGCGCAUGCGCCGUCCGCACCUCCCAUUCCCUGCAGAACCCGGAUAGGAAAUAUUACAAGUGCCCCGAUAGAGCCCCUAAUGAUGUUGGUGGGUGUGGCUUCUUUGCGUGGUGCGACAAGUACAGCGCUCCGAUGUGUCCCUGUGGUGCUGGGAGAUGCAGGAUCAACUUUUUUGAGGAUCCUCCACCUAAGGGCAGAGAAUAUUUUUCUUGCCGUAUUAGAAAGGGACACGGAGCUUGUGAAUUCUUCCAAUGGGCAGAUUCUCCUACAGAAAAUGUAGGCUCCAGAGAUGUUGCGACAUUUGUUGUUGCACCACCGGAAGUCAUGGAAAUUGAGUCAGCAAUGGCGGAUGCUGGUGAAGAUUACGAGGUGGAUCCAUUAUCGAUGAUGGAUAGUGGUGAGAUUGAAGAAGUAAUUUGCAGAUUCUCUGCACCAGAACGUCAUUUGAGGGUUUUGGAGAGUGAGAGUUUAAUUCCCGAGGCCGAUUUGGAUACUCAAGAAUUAGCUAUGGAGGACGUAGAUUUGGGGGAGUCUACUACAGAGCAAAUGCAGCUUGUUUCCCGUGUAACAUCUCCAUCGCCAAUUCGUCUCAGACAGCAAGAAUACUUGAGGCGGAUAUCAGCUGCUGCUGACAUGCUUGCUGGAAGUAGAGGUACUCUUGAUAGGUUACCCGGCUGUCUAGUUAUAAGGUGGUGCGGGCGUCUUUCUUUCCCUCCUCGUCCAAGCUUAGCUGAUCCAUCUCCAACGCCUUCCUUCUGUGAUUGUGUUUCUUAUGGACUAGGGAUUUUACCUUCUCUUGCUGUUGAUCAUAUGGACAUCAGCAGCGUUGGGCAAAGUCAUCUGGAAUCUGGGAUGGACUAUCGAAACCUCCAGUUUUCCACCGGCAACAGCUUCUUGGCAGAGCAUGUGUCUGAAACAAGCAGUGAAGUUUCCAGAUUCCUAAGUCAUCCUGAAUUGGCGUCAAACCAUUGGAGCAGAGGGAAAAUGUCGGUGUUAAAUCAGAUGGCAAAGCUUGUCCAGAAAGAUAUCAUUGAUCUUCUCGAGAAGAAUUCGCUCGAUCAUGCGCAUCUUGAACAGGAGGCUAGAGAUCGCCUUGACUGUCUGGAUUUUCUCCCUGUUGACAGUAGCCAAUUCAAGGAGCAAGUGAAGGAGUUUCUCCUCUGUGCUUCCCGGCUUGCUGAAGUCGAACGUCCCACCAAUGAAACUGCAAUGCCCAACGUCCUGGAGCGCUGCAGUCGUGCAAAGAAGAGGUUUCGUGAUGUAUCCGAGAAACAUUCAGUGACAUCGGAUGCAUAUGCUGCUUGCGAUGGACGAAUUAAACAUCUCCGGGAAGAUUACCAGCGUGCAAAGGAGACACUGCUCAGGAUCGAGGCAGAGUUGCACGGUUGCCAGGUGGAGCACGCGGAGCUCCAGGGACGGUUUGCCGAGAUAACUCGAGAGAUGGAGGAGGCCAAGAGCGGCAUGGAGGAAGCUUCGCGGGAAGCUUCCCUGGCGGUGCAACGUAGGGAAAGUGAGAGGUGCACCGCAAGGGCUGCCUUGGAGAAGGCGAGGCUCCAACUCCACAGCAAUCUUCGGAAAAGAGCUUGCGUGGUAACAAACCAACCUUAAACUACUACGAUGCGCAUGUUCCGAGUUCAACUGUGUGCCUGUGCCUAUUGCGUCCUGUCUUUCGUCCCCUAUAUAUGUAUGUAAAAUAUAGUUUUUAACUGGUGUGAGUGAAGCUAAUAUGACUGUCUGUUCUGUAGUCAUGAUAUGUGAACAUCAGACUCUGUUUCUCUGUUAAACUGGAACAGUGUGUUAGUUUAUAA
This is a messenger RNA of Syzygium oleosum, 2325 nucleotides long. RefSeq lists its product as uncharacterized. The coding region runs from base 155 to 2125 and encodes 656 amino acids. The transcript is spliced from 5 exons. Lineage: Eukaryota; Viridiplantae; Streptophyta; Magnoliopsida; Myrtales; Myrtaceae. Gene Ontology annotation, molecular function: nucleic acid binding; zinc ion binding. The record is from RefSeq and is a predicted model, not a curated record.